This is a messenger RNA of Episyrphus balteatus (marmalade hoverfly), 19003 nucleotides long. RefSeq names its product protein split ends (gene spen). Lineage: Eukaryota; Metazoa; Arthropoda; Insecta; Diptera; Syrphidae. The record is from RefSeq and is a predicted model, not a curated record. Gene Ontology annotation, molecular function: transcription cis-regulatory region binding; mRNA binding. Gene Ontology annotation, biological process: regulation of transcription by RNA polymerase II. The transcript is spliced from 14 exons. Gene Ontology annotation, cellular component: nucleus. The coding region runs from base 1154 to 18751 and encodes 5865 amino acids.
UUUUGGUAGGUACCUAGGUACCAAUCUACUACUAUCAAAGUUAAGAACUUUAUUUUUCUUUAAGGUUCUCUUUUUCUCUGUUAGGUAGUAUACACAUUCUAUACUUAUAUAAGUUAGUAUAUGUAUAAAAUAGGUACAUGGGUACCCUUUUUUUUGGUAUAUAUGUAAUAUUAUAUUAGUAACAGAAUAGGUAUGAAUAAAGAAAAAAGGCAAAAAAAGUAUAGAAAGAAUGUAGGAAAUUUUCAAACGUAGAUUACAAUUACCAGACUUGCGUUUGGCCCCCCGUUCCGUCCCGUCAACUUAGUAUUGUAGGAAGGUAAUCCCUGCUUCUUCCUUUCUCACUUUUUCUCUCUUUCAUUCACUGCAUUGAAUAGUUCUAUUGGAUUAAGACGACAAGUGUGAGUGUAAGCGAGAGAGAGAGAGAGAGAUAGAGAAUAACGACAAUUUAGUACAAACGACGACGAACGAUAGGGUAUAGUUUGUUGAGUUGAGUGUGUUCAGGGAACAUGAGAGCAAAUUAAAUAAAUCUUUAUAUGGGUAGAAAACGUAGAACGAACGAACAUACCAACAUUUAUACACAUGCAAUAUCUACUUUAAUUUAAUAGAAUUAAAUAUAAAAGACGGAUUAUCUUUUUUUUUUUUUUUACAUAUAUAUUUUUUAUAAUAAUAUAAUAAUGCUCCCUGUUAGGUAGUAGAUUGUUGGGUAGAUAUAUUAUAGGCACAUUUUUAUAUUCUCCAAACUUCUCUCUUUAUAAUUUUUUUUGGAAAGAAAAAUAUAAAAUUUAACCAAAUUAGAUGAAAAAUCCAAUACCCUAUAAUAUCAAUUUAUCAUUUUUAGCUUUUUUUCAAAAUAUAGUAAAUCCCAUGAAAAAAUAAUAAUUAAAUUUUUGUGAAAUUUUUAAUUAAUUUAAAAAAAAAAAGAAAAUCCUUUAAGGAUAACAUAAUAAUAAUAAAUAAUCCCCAUCGUUUUUAAUGGAUAUAAAUUGAUUGACAAUAAAAUCAAUUAUACAAUAUAUUUUUAAACAAUAAUUAAAUUAAAAAAAAAAUCAGAAAAAAUAAAAAAAAAAUUAUCGACAAUAUUCUACUAUAUACGAGUUUUCUUUUGGGAGGAGGUCGCCCAUUAGAAUCGCCUCCAUGAAGAACAUAAAGCAAAAUGGUACGAGAGACUCGAAACCUUUGGGUUGGACAUUUACCCGAUACAGCACGUGAGGAUAGGAUACGAGAUCAUUUUAAACGGUCCACAGAAGACGUAUCACCACCGAAUUUCGAACAGCGUAGCAGCAGUAGCUACUAUGAACGCAGUUCGAGAUUAGUUACUGAUACAGAACAAUAUAUUAGACGACCAAAUGUUAAUUAUCAUUCUUCUUCGUCGUCUGGUGAUAGCCGGGGUCGUACUAGGGAUAGACUGUACAGAAAUGGUCCAUAUAGUUCGAUAAUCGAUAGACCGUCACCCUCAUCAGUGGGCCACCAUAGAGUGCCGUCAUGGUACGACACAAGUCCCAGCAGCAACAACAAUGGUGGAAACAACAGUGGAAGCAGCAGCAGCGGCAGCAGCAGUCUACCAAAUCAAACUUCUGCACCAAACUCUGCUGCGACCCUAUUAUCAGCCGCCGUCGCUGCCGGUUCCUCGUCAUCUCAACAAUCACCCGCCGCUUCAAGAACUGUCUACGGAAACGUGGCCAGCGCUGUUGUUCAACCAGAUACAAAUAGUAACAGCAGCAAUAGCAGUAUAGGUGGUAUUGGUGGAAGUGGAGUAGGAGGUGGAGUUGGAUUAGGUGCUACUAAUAGCUACAACAAUGAUUUACAAAUCUUAAAGAGUAAAAGUAAAAAAUCCCGUUGUGGCUCGGAGUCGCCAUGCAGCGGUAGCAUACAUAAUUUAACAUCGGCGGUAGCUGCAGCUGUUGUUGCAGCAGCAGCAGCAUCGUCAGCGGGCGUCAAUAGUAGCGCAAGUAGUAGUAGUAGUUGUAAUAGUGGUAGUACAAUCAUCGCUGCCCCAAGCAGCAGCACUAGUAAUAAUAAUAAUAAUACAAGUAGUAGUGGCGGUGUUUUAAACAUUGGCCAUAUCCCCUCCUCCUCUUCAACAACGUCGUCGUCUGCUGCGUAUAACAACAACAAUGCAACGACAACACCAACAAACAGUAGUCAUAGUUGUCACCUGGUAGAUCGGGGGAACAGCAGUGGAAGCAGCAAUCACAGCCAGAAUAAUCACGAUGGCCGUGGUGAUGGUGGGAGUACGGCGUCAAGUCGAUCACAUUCACGCAGUCCAAGCAGCUAUAGUUCGACGCACAGUUCGUCGUCUAAUUCGCAUGCGUCCAGCCCGGUGUCCGGUAGUGAACAACCUCCGACUCGAACGAGAAAUCUACAAUCGGCUGUGUCAACUCCCGGUCAAGGUAAACGUAACAGCACGGCUACAUCAUCAUCAUCAACAUCCAGUGGUGGCAGUGGUGGAGGCAGUGGCAAUCCUGUUGUGCAUUCCGAAGAUAACCGGCCGCUGGCAAUACGAGUUCGAAAUUUACCGGCCCGUUCCUCGGACACAUCCCUUAAGGAUGGUCUCUUCCAUGAGUACAAAAAACAUGGCAAAGUAACCUGGGUAAAGGUGGUCGGCCAAAACUCAGAGCGUUAUGCGUUAGUUUGUUUCAAGAAACCCGACGACGUCGACAAAGCCCUCGAGGUAUCACACGACAAAUUAUUCUUCGGUUGUAAAAUCGAAGUUGAACCCUAUCAGGGCUAUGAUGUCGACGACAAUGAGUUUCGACCGUAUGAAGCCGAGCUGGACGAAUACCAUCCGAAAUCAACGCGUACACUAUUCAUUGGUAACCUCGAGAAGGAUAUAACAGCAAGUGAACUGCGGGCUCAGUUCGAUUGCUUUGGUGAAAUCAUCGAAAUCGACAUCAAAAAGCAAGGAAUGAAUGCGUAUGCUUUUUGUCAAUACUCGGACAUUUUGUCUGUGGUAAAGGCAAUGCGUAAAAUGGACGGGGAACAUCUGGGCAAUAAUCGGAUAAAGUUGGGGUUUGGCAAAUCGAUGCCAACAAACUGUGUCUGGAUAGAUGGCGUUGCGGACAAUGUUAGCGAAAGUCAUCUGAUGGGACAGUUUUCGCGGUAUGGAUCAGUUUCGAAAGUGAUUAUCGAUCGAGUGCGGCAACUGGCGCUGGUUAUGUUCGAUCAGAUUCAGUAUGCGCAAACGGCUGUGAAAGAAAUGCGCGGCACAACGAUGCGAGGUCGCAAACUGCAGGUGGAUUUUGCUUCACGUGAAUGCCAAGAGGCAUUUUAUGAGAAAUUAGAAAAACAAACUGCAGCUGGGAGUCGUUUCAAUAGAUACGAUUCACAAUCAUCACGAUCGCGGGCGUCUUCCUUCAGUCGUCAUCAGAAUUCCAGCGGCAAUUGUUCGCCAAGUAAUUUGUCAUCAGUACUAUCGACUAGUGCGAAUGGUUCAUCCGGUAGCAGUAGUCUGCAAUCUGUUGUUGGCUGUUCAUCUUUGCCAGCAGCGGCAUCAAGUAUUGGUAGCGUUGCUGUUUUAGGUGGUGCAUCAUCAUCUAGCAGCAGCAGCUUGGCAAAUUCCGGUGUUAUUCCGUCUGUUGGAGUUGUGUCGGCAGUUGGUGGUGGUGUACUUCCAGCUGCAGGCAGCACAACACCUCGAGGUGCACGAUCCAGAAGUUCCCGCCACAAUACCGGUGAUUAUGAGUACUUGUCGGAGCGUAGAUUUCGCAGUUACGACGAAUACAGCCAAGGAUCGACAGCGUCUCACGACGAUGAUACGACACCGACGAGUCAACAUUGCAGCGGAUAUCCACAGCGAUCGGACUCGCCUUUGUCGCGAAUAUGUGGUGGUGGCAGUGGGAGUGGUGGUGGUGUUGUUGGUGGUGCUGGCAGCCUCAGCAGUGCUAUUAGCAUUGCUGGACUUACAGGCAUUAACAAUACCAUCGAUACGUUUGAUAUUAGUAAUUCUAAUAAUGGACGACGUCGUUGCGACAAAAGUCCUGGAAAGCAAAAAGGUGAUAUACGAAAUUUACAAAAGGAACGUUCCCAUCUGCUGGAACAACUAGAAGAAUGCCCGUCCAGUGGUGAUGAGUUAGUUAGUCCUAAGAAACGUAUGAAGUUCGAUCAUCCAUCGUCUUUGCAUCACCACAAUCAUCAUCACACAUUAGCCGGAUUGCCGCAGUCGCAUUCAAUUGAUGGUAGUAGCAUCAACAGCAGCAACAACACCAAUAGCAGUAGUAGUGUACAGCCACCGGCCUUAAUCGGUGAUUCCAACUGUGAUGUUUUAAGCACUGAUACAAAUAGUUCAGCAGUAAUGCAGCAACAGCAGCAGCAACAACAACAACAACAGCAACAACAACAGCAGCAACAACAACACCCGCACCCUCACCCUCACCGGAAAAGCAGCAUGUGUGGCGGCGUUGAAGUUCGUAGAUUAUCAGAAUGCAAUAGUCUUAAGUAUGGUACGCAGCAACAACCACCACCUCCAUUGCUGCAUCAUCAUCACCAUCAGCAACAACAGCUGCAACAACAGCUGCAACAACAGCUAUCGAAUAACAGUAGUAGUAGCCGGCGACCGUCCAUUGAAUUAUCCUCGUUGGCUGCAACUGCCCGUUCUAGCAGUAAUAGCGAUCAUACGCAUACGCAUACACAUACGCAUACGCACACGCACACGCAAAACUCAACUCUUAACUCGUCUGCCACAUCGAGCUCUUCGUCAUCAGUGUUAACUAUGAAUUCAUCGUCGUCGAUAGCCUGUAAAAGACGAAGAGUUGUGGGUAGUAGUAGUAGCCUUAUGGCGGGUGGUGUACUUGGUGGAGCGCAAUCCUCUUCCACAACGGCAAGUGGCGGAGCAGCACCAGGUUCAUCAUCAACAUCAUCAUCAACAAACCCAACAACAACAAACACGCUUAACGAUGCUAACCACGAAUACCACACUUCAAGAGGUCGCGGUCAUCAAUUACAUUCCCAUCACUCGCAUGAAGCGUCCGGUGGUGAAAGUGCGGACGGCUCACGGCCCGGUACUCCGUUGUGCGAUGAACGACCCGAAAUUCCAGUACCCAGUGAACCGCGACGAAUACCACGCGAUCGGCCGCACGAGCCGAUGAUUUUACCGCUGCCAAAAUUUGGCAUACCAUUUUUUCAACAGUAUCGAAUGGCGGCGGCCGCCACCAAUCAACAGAUGUACGCGUCUUCCUCAACGUCCUCUAUUGCGGGAGCGCUAUCAUCUACAUCGUUGUCGUUAGGAACGGCAGCGCAAGCAGCGGCAAAUCAUAGUAAUAGUAAUCCUAGUAAUAGCUUAAUAAAUUCAAGUUCUUCUUCUUCUUCUUCGUCUGCAAAUGCGGGGCCGGCGUUACUGUCAAACAGUAGCUGCGGCGGCCAUCAUUCUAGUCUUAGUAGUACGCUGUCAAGUCCGCCUGCUUCGAUGCUGUUAGGUGGCUCUAGAUUAUCCUCCAAUACAGCAUCAUCAUUGUCGUCGUCGGCGAUGCAUCAUCAUCCGCACCAUCACCAUCAUCACCACCAUCAUCAUCAGCAGCAUAAUAAUACAAGUGGUGGUAAUAAUGCGCAUCAUAUGUCCUCCUCCCAAAUGCAUCAUCAACAACAACCAGAUUCGUCACUGGCCAACUCUCUGCGAUCACGUUCACUGAGUACAAAUUCAAGUGAUUCAGAUGCGGGAGCGAGACGCAGUUCGAGUCCAACGCUUGAAGAGCGAAUCAAGUCACUCGAUGAGCUCUAUGAGAAAUGGAACGGCGGAGGCAGUGGUCUCACUUCACGGUUAAACCAACUGACAGCAUCGACAACGCCGUCCUCAGCAUCAUCUGUUGAUAGUUCGUCUCACCCGCUGCAACAUACCACCUUCCCGCACUAUCAACAUCCGAACAGUGUUGUGACCAACAGUUCAUCAUCAUUCACUCCCACGCGACACAAACUCUUUGAUUUGGACGUCAAGGAAAUGAAACCGUCGGACAUUGUUAAAUCAGUUCUGGCGAAAAAGUCCAUAUUCGACGAUGACCUGCAGCGACUGAAGAAUAUCAACGAGAAAUACGAACCAGCAGAUGUGUCGCAUUUGACAAAGGCAGUUCUUGCGGCAUCAACAUCGCCAGCGCUUCCAAAUCUGGCCGCAACCAAAACACCUAUUGUCGGCUGCGUUACACUCAAUAAAAUAGUUCCAGCAGUAACACAAAGUGUAACAGUGACAUCUGCGGCAGUGCUACAGCGGCUAAGUAAUUCAUCACCCAUGAACAGUCCACAGGGUUCGAUGUCGCCUUACAAUAGUCCAUCGCCAUCACCAAUUGUGACUGGUGGCACAGCACCGAAUGGAAGUAAACUUGUGCCGUCGUCGAUUGAUUCGAAGUCGUCAGCAAUUAUAACUCCCCAGCCUGCUAAAGGAUUACAAUAUCCAUUUCCCAGCCACCCACCGUUGGUUAGCUCUGCUAGUGGUGCUUCGCCCAAUGGCUCAGAACAUAGUAAUAGUAGUAGUAGCAAGCAGGAUGCUACUGCAACUGCAACUACCACUACGACGCCACAACCACCAACAAAACCAAAGACUAAUUCUAUACAAAAAAGCUUGAGUAUGCCUGGAGAUAAGAUGUCUUCCGUCCCAGUGGCCACAGUGGUAGCUACAGCGACGCUAGUGAAUACGACAACGCCCACGGUGUCGCAUUCUGUAGCACAGCCCUCAAGGGUUCUUGUGAAAUCCGCCUCAAUUCCAGGCAGCACAAACAUUGGUACAAUUAAAACAACAACCGGUAGCAGUUCCUCCCAUUCGACUUCGUCAUCCAGUCAAAAACAACAUCAUAAUAACCCAAUAGUUGUUGAUGAUGAAAUUAUGACAGUAACGGCGACGCCAAAGGUUAAACAUUCAACUUCGACAUCAUCUAGCAGUAGCAGAAAAGGCUGUGAAAAAAGCGAAAGAAGCUACAAACACAAUCAUCGCAGUGACUCGACGAAUAGUGACAAAAAAUCCUCCUCCUCCUCGACCAAAAGUGAGAAAGUGAAAAGCGAAUCGUCAACAGAACGAAGAAAACAUUCUGUUUCAUCAGCUGCAUCGAUAGAUGAAUCUUCGUUGGUAUCGUCUUCUGCGACGAAUGCUGAGAAUGAUAAGACCGAUCUAAAACAUCAACAGCACGAAGAAAAGGAGAAAGAGCAACGCCAAGAGCGUGAGAGACAAGAAAAAGAGAAAGAAAAACACCAACAGAAAGAAAAAGAACGACGUGAAAAAGAACUCAAAAAGCAACGAGAGCGAGAAGAGAAAGAGCGUGAAGAAAGAGAACGGAAAGAACGCGAAGAGCAGCAGCAGCGUGAACGUGAGCGAGAGAGGGAGCGAGAAGAAAAAGAGCGCAAAGAACGUGAACGUCGCGAACGUGAAGAAGCUGAGCGUAAAGAAAAAGAACGAGAACGAGAAGAGCGAGAAAGACGAGAGAAACAAGAAAAACAAGAACGUGAACAAAAGGAACGUGAAGAGAAAGAACGAAGAGAGCGUGAACGCCGAGAAGAACACGAACGAAUAUAUCGUGAACAACAGCAGCAGCAACAAAAGCGUCAAGAACAAGAACGACGCGAACGUGAGCAGCGUGAACAACAGCCAGCACUUCCUCUCGAACCGCCAAAAGAAGUUCCCACACCACCAGCACCUCCACCAAAUGAAUGUCACGAAAAAGAAAAUCGCAAAAAUCACACUCGUGCCGAUGGCAGUGACAUCACCAGCGCCGACACUCUCGACUUUGAAAAGCGAUUCUUUCGUCACAUGCAGCACUUUGAAGACAAGCACAACAAAGAAAACAGCGGAGACGAUAUUCUUUUGCCAUCAGCCGAAGGUCAAAAGAAUCGUAGCCGCAAGUCUUCACGAAAUUCUCCCAUUCGUUUGCCAAAGCGUCGCCUUAGUUCGCAAGAUAGUAUGGAUACAAUUGAAGAUCCAGCUAAGCGUGUUCGUAUGACGUCCUCAACAGAGACAUCUGCAAACCUGAUAAACAAUCAUAAAAUCAGCGAUCGACGGGACUCUAAAGAUCCCAGCUCCAAGAAGCACCAUAAGUCGUCCUCGUCAUCCCACAAAAACACUAAUAAUGAUGAAAAACUACAACAUCAACAACAACAGCUGAAUGAAGCGACAUCUGUUGAGCAUAGAUACCGUAAAGAUUCUGGCUUUGAAGAGAAAAAAUUCAAGAAAAGUGAUCCAGGUACCUUUUCGAUGCUAAUGCAACGCUUCAAAAAGCACAACAAUAAAGACGACAAAGAUGCCAUUACAAAUAACAUUAACGAGAAACAUGAAGACCAGCAUAUGUUUGUCAAUAAUCAGCCAGAAGAAUCAGAAAAUGUAGCUCCUAAAACCCCACAACACACUGGUGCAGCUUCGUCCGAUGAAGAAGAUCGUCAACGGCAACAAUCGCAACACCAUCAUCAUCAUCACCAACGACACAAGAGCAAACGUGAGCAUCGUGAAAAGAAGCGUCACAGCAUUGGAGACUUUGAAGAUCGCGAAAAGAAAGAUCAAUGCGAAUCAUCAAGUCGCCAUCACGAUCGCAAAUCAUCCCGCUCUGAUGAGGGUUCACACUCGCAUCAUCGACAUCAACAACACCAUCCGCCAAAGCCAUCAUCUUCAUGUGGUAGCAAUAGUGGAGGUGAAAAAUCAUCAUCGCAUCGAAAUAAAUCGACUCCAACGAGUCGUCUCAUGCUGAGUGAUUCCAAUGAUUCCGAUUCUGAUGCGCAGACGUCUAAGAAGCAUUCCAUAUUUGAUAUCCCAGACGAAGGACCGUAUGUGUCCAUGUACGACAAAGUGAAAGCACGUUCUUGCAAGAAUAUGCAAAAGCAAGAAGAAGAGAAGAAAAUCAAGGCGAAGUUCUCUCAAUUGAAGCAGUGUCGAGCGAAAAGAGAAGAAAAGAAACGCUCCACCUCAUAUGAUGGAGAUUCCGAUUCAGAUUUUGAAGAUCGCCAACAGCGGUAUCGUAGUGGCUACAAAUUGAAUCGCUGCGGAGGCUUUAUAAGCUCUUCCGAUGAAAGUGUAAUAAUUCAACGGCGAGUUAGUGCAACUGGCUGCAAUAACAUAUCCGAUGAUUCUGACUCGGAUACACGUCGAAUGAGCUUCAAUCGCAAACGUCUCAAUGAACUUUGUGAUGCUGAUGAUAGCUCUGAAACGGGUAUCUACAUCCGCAAGAGUUCACCAUGCAAAAAGAUUUCUUCAAAACGCAACUCUCGAUCAACUCGUAUAGAAUCGGAUUCCUCCGAUAUGGAUGUUGAAGCUCCAACUCAGACAUCAUCUGUGAAACUAGAAAACAACGAAGACACAGAAGACAUUGUCGAACAUAAAUUCAAGCCUGAAAUUAAGAAAGAACAUUCAGAAGAUGAACAAGUUCAAAUUGUUGUGAAGACAGAAAAAAUCAAAUCUGAAGGUGAAGAUUGUGAAGUCGAUGAAGAAACUAAACCAAAUGUACUUCCACCUCCACCAGUGUCUAUUAUGUGUGAAGUCAAAAAAGAAAGUAAAGAUUUCUUCGAAUUGAUUACCGAAUCGGACAAUAAUAAUGUACAUUCUGAAAGUGCUCUCGAAAGUAAAGAAUCCAUAUUUGAUUCUCAUUAUUCACCAGAGGGUCGAAAGAAACAUAAAAAGAGCAAGAAACGACAGAAAACACCUCUGCCCUUGGACAGUGACACAAAUGUAUCUGAUAAAAUGGAAAAGAUUGAAAAUACUGUUGAGAAGUUCGAAACCAAUUGCUCUUCAGCUCCAAUGAUUGAUCUUUUCGAUAAACUCAAAGAAGAAACCAUUGCAGCAGCAACAGUUCCGCCGCCAAAUCAAACAACUGUACAAGUGAACAAUAUUGCUGCUCCUUCUACACCAACUACCAUCUUAAGUGAGAAGAAGCGUCAUAAGGAUCGCAAGGAUAAGAAACGUGAGAAGUUUCGCAGUGUUGAUUUUGACAAGUCCACUUUAUCCAAAGAAGAACGACAUCGACUUAAGAAAUCUAAAAAGUCAAAAAGUGCUGAUCUUACUCGGUAUACUCCUUCAUCUGCUAAUACAACACCUUCCAUUAAUUCAACAGUUUCUUCACAAAAUCAGAAGAGAACUGAAGAAAAAAUGGAAUACAUAUUUGGUCCCAUCUCGGACGAGGAGGAAUCCCAACUGUCGGGUAGUGAACCGAUUGUUCACACCAAAUCAGAGUGUGGUCCAGUCGUGUCAGCUGCAAUAAAUCCCUACAAAACCGAACCUCUUACACCCAAGUCACACACUGUCGAAGAAAAUGAAGAAAACAAGCAAAAGACUUUGAGUUCUUCACAUGUGGAACGCGAGCGACACCGCAAAGAAAAGCGAGAGAAGAAACGCAAAGAACGUGAGAAGUCUCGAGAACAACACGCUCUGGCAGCACUCCAAACCUCAGUUUCUGCCCACACAACAGCCAAGGUGGAAGAUGAUAAUAGCGUGGACUUGGAUGAAGCUGGUCGAGCACUUGAAGCUCAACUAAUGGAAGAUUCUGAUAACAAAAUGACAGACGAAACGACACCAUCUACAGCUGCGACAUAUCGCAGUGAUAUGACAGACGUCUUUCGAUUCUCUGAUGGUGAUGAAAAUAGUAUGGAAGUUAUUCCUCCUCAAACGGCAACAGGAACAGCUGAAAAGAAAGAUGUUUCACAUCAGCCAACACAGCAGCAACAACAACAAGAUCAUCAUAAAAAUAAAGAAAAGAAGAAGAAAAAGAAGCGAUCCAAAGAGGAACGUCAUCAUCAACGGCGAGAGCACCAUCAUAAUCAACAACAACAGCAACAAACACAGCAACAACAGCAGCAACAAUUGGAUGAGACAGCAAUUAUGUCGCCUCCACCAUUGUGCUCUAGCAAGCUUUCAAUUGACAUUGAAGAUGAGCUUAAAGAUCCAGCUCCCUUAUGUAAGCCCUCACCAAGCCUACCAUGUCUAUUUGAUGAUGAUGAACCUACAAAUAUCCCCAAGACAUCUGCAGAUAUUCUCUUGAGAUCACCAAUUAGAGAGAAGACUUUGAUAAGUCCAAUUCCAAAGACUCCAACUCUAAUAUCUUCUACAGUAACACCUGUUACAGCUGUCUUGACUUCGACCACACCGCCAUCAUCAAAGGUUCCAUCAUUGACUAAACCAACCAUGUCAACAGUGACUGAACCCAAGAAGAAACCAGAGAAUUUCAUUCCUGGAUUUGAUGGUGAACUUGAUGAAAAAAUCAGUGAAUCAGCAGUGCAAUCAAUUUCGGCUGAUUUUACUGCAUCAGCAAUUGAUUCGAUUGUUGAUGUCGAACCAAAGAUUCCAGUACAAAGUCCACCAGAUUCAACCAAACACCUAGAAAAAAUCGAAGAAAAAUCACGUGUGGUUAUAUCUCAAGAAGAAACCGAAGAUGCUGUAGCUGCUUUGCUUGGAGAAAGUUUUGGCAACUCUAGCACAGUUGAUUAUUCUCUUACCGAUGAUCCUUGUGAUUUACAAUCGACAGUAAUUGAUGAAGUGGUAUCACAGACUGUUGAAGAAGAACAAUCAGCUGCUGUUAUUCCUGAAGAAGAUGCUGAAGAAAUGUUGAAAGCUGUACAAUCACUUAGCAAUGAAGACAUUGAUAUCAAAGCGGACACACCACAAUCCGAACAAGACUUGCAAAUUGAUACUGAUACUGAAGAGUCACCCGAAGAUGAAAGACCAAAAACACCAGAUGUUGAUUUUGAUCAAUUGAAGGGUAAAAAGUCAGAACCAACGGAAGUGUCGUCGGCUCCUAAAGAGACCAAAGAAAUAAAGAAGUCCAUAGUUGAAGCUGCCACAACUCCAUCGGUCAUUACAAAAGUAACAGACUCUACAAAGAAGGAAGAAGAUAAGAAACCCUCAUCAUCUGAGCUACCGAAGAAACCUCUUCCUCCUAAAAUUGAACCACCGACCAUAACAAAAGAACAACCAGCUGUACAACCAGUACAGACUAUUCUUCAGCCUCCGCAGCAACAAACAUUGGCGCAAACAACUCCGGUUGUUAAAGUUGAGACUCCAUUGCAAAUUCAACCUCUUAAAACUAAUGCUACACCGGUAGCACCACCAUCACAAUCUCCGAAAGUUCCUGUACCUACUAAUCAAUCGGUACUAAUUGCUCGGCCUCAAUUUACCAUUCAACCGCCAUCAAUAAGUAUACCCGAUUCACAGCCACCAGCACAUUUUAUACAUCCUUCGAUAAAUGUUGUUGUUUCACCGAGAUCUACGACAGAUCUCAAAAUGCAUUCUCCACGAGCGCAACAACAACCGCCUUCGCCAUCAAUUAGCGGUGUCCGGGUACCAUCUCCACAUAGUCCAAAUGUGCAACAACGUGGUGCAAGUAACAUUCGGCAGCAGCUAAGUCCGGUAACAUCACCGACACCUCCACAGCCACAUGUGAUCCUACAGCAGAGGCAGUUGAUGUCACCGCCAUGCACAGCUCCACCACAAACAAGCAGUCCGAGCUCCAUGGCGACUGGACUUAACAGAAUGACAGUAACUACCGUCUCGUCGGUGUUGUCUCCGGCAACUAAAGCCACUGUUCAUCCUGUUGUGCUUCCCAAUAUGAUCAACGCAACUAGUAAUAUGAAUGUUCCAACUGAACAGCCUGAAAACAAAGAAACUAAACAUUCGAAGAAUCAUCAAGCAUCGCCAAUGAAACCGAACGCUUUUGAUCAGCACAUGAUGCAGCAACAAAACCUUUCGACUGUUGCAAAUAAAGUUGGUCAACCAGUUGCAAAUGCUUAUGGCAAUUCGCCACAACAGCAACCUUCCCAAUCGCCGCAUCGCAUGUCACCACAUGUCUUGCAGCAGAUGGGUAAGAUGGCUACUCACCAGCAAUUUAUGCACCAUCAGCAUAUGAUGCAAAUGCAGCAAGCCCAACAGCAUCAGCAACAACAACAGCAACUUUUGCAGAUGCAGCUACAGAUGAAGAAUGCACAGCAAAAGAAUUCUCAACUAAAGCAACAUCAACAACAACAACCUCCUCAGCAACAACAACAACAAAGGUUAUUGCAAACUUUGCAUCCUCCAGUCUCGGCACCAAGUGGAGUUCCGUCAAGCACACCACAUCCUGGUUCAACUUUGCAUUGCAAUAACGGUGGAAAAGAUGCCAUUGGCCGACCAAUACAAUCACAAUCGCAACAUGUUGUAAUUGUACGUCAGCCACAGCAGCAACAACAACAGCAACAACAACAGCAACAACAACAGCAACAACAACCAAUAAGUUCUCAAAUGCCGCAAAUGCAAAAGGUUUUAUUGCAACCGCAGCAACCACAAGUUACUACCGCCAAACCACAACCUCCAAUAAUUAUGCAGCAACAACAACAACAGCAUCAUAAGUUGCCUUCAACUCCUAAUCUAAUCAUUCAACAGAAACAACCUGUUCCAACAUCCUUUAUACAGCAGCCACAACCUCAACAACAGAUUCAACCUCAACAACAACCGAUGACACCUCAGCAGCAGCAGUCUAUGCCACCACAUCAGCAAUCGGCACCACAUGUACAACCGUUGCAACAACUUCAACAACAACCACCUCAGCAGCCGAUGCAACAUUUGCUGCCAUUGCAACAACAACAACCAAUGCAUUCUAGACAUCACCUGCCAACACAACCGGAACCACCACAACAACCAAACAUUGUUGUGAAGCCUCCGCAACAAGAAUUGCCUACAUUACAAAAGAGUCAUGCACCUCAUAUGCCACAGUUGCUCCAUGAUGAACCAGUCAUCACCAAGCCACCAUCUACACCAGCUAAAGAGGUUACUCCUAAACCAAAUGAUUCUGAUGCAAUAAAGAUUCUAGAAAAACCACCAACAACUCCUGUGGUUGCUGAAGUCAAACCUACAGAAUCUAAACCAGCAGAAGAAAAUGUAUCGGUUAUUAAGAAUCAACCAACAAUUUCUCCAGUUGUUGUAUCUUCACCAAUCCAACAACAUCAAAAUAAAGAAAAAUCUCUAUUGACGGAAGAAAAUGUAACAAAGAUUUCUCCACCUAAAGAAGAUGAAAUCGAACAAGAUUCUAAAGAGGACAGUGAUUAUUGGUCUGCUAAAGAAUUGAACAUCGAUUCGGUGAUCAAAAAGGUCGAUGCUGCUAUAUGUUCCACUGAGGAGAGCAAGAAAGUUCCAACUCCAGAUGUUGUCAUUCCAAUACCAUCUCCAACAAUUUCUACUAAUAUCGAGAAAAUUGAAAAGAAAGAACCAAGUCAAUCUAAAGCUUCUGUAGUUCCACCGCCAAUAACUCCUGAAGAGAAACUUCACAAUUCUUCGGCUAGUGUGGACAUUAGUGAAGUUGAUCGUACAGGUGAAGAUACUCACGAUGAUGAUGACGAAACAACCGAAGAGAGUCAAAGUGAGACAACAGAUACUUCUGGCACUGGAAAACAACUGAGAGGUGGUCCAUCUGCCAAACGUGGACGUACACCAAGAGGUGGUAAAAAGACGUCCGGUAUUGCGGCAGCCAUUUCGCCACCAGAAACUGGUGUACAAACACGACGUGCUAAAGGAACACCUAGUACACGUGGUCGUAAAGGUCGUCCACCAACUAAAUCGCUUCCACCAAUUCAACACCAGGUGUUGCAACCAACUUCUACACCAGUGGUGGUCGAUAAGAAACGAAAUGCCGUUUCAGCUAGUGACCAAGAUGUUUAUGAAUUUCAUGAAGAUUCAGGUGAAGAGACACAACCAAAAUCAGCAACUUCAUCGACAGUUUGUGGUGAUCGUCCUCGUCUCAUUUUAACCAUAAAAAGUCCAGGUCAACCAGCUGCAGCAGCUGUUGUAAAAACAACCGAAAAAGAAGUUGUUCCAAUAGAAGCACCCAUAUCAUCGCCUUCCUCCCAAUCAGUGGCACCAUCAAUUCAGCCUCCACAAUCGCCAUCGACUCCUGAACCAACUGAAGGUCACAUGAAAGACUCAAAGAAAGACUUUCAAACGCCCAACACUCGAAAGUCACGUCGGCUUCAGGAGAAAGAUCGCAACACAGUGGAUGAUAUUAUUGAAGAUGUUGUUCGUAAUACUCAGACAUCGCCCAAAGGUGGACAAACACCACCUCGUCGAUCAACCCGCAUUGCUCAGCCAAAGAAACCAGGCCAGCCAGCAGAGUUGUUGAAUAAUUCAUCAACUCCUAAGCCCAGACGAUCCAAAGAUCGUUCCAAGGUUGGUGGUGGCGAUAAUUCCUCAGAAGCUGAAGAUAAGUUUGAUAAACUUAAAUCUCCACAAACUGAUGAGGAUCUAAGCACAGAGAAAAUACCUGAGCCAGAGAAGAAAGAAUUGCCUGAGAAAACUGAAGUCAUACCAGAUGUCAAGGUAGUUGUUACUGCAACACAACCAACAACAACAACAACAACUGUGCCCAGUGUAGUACAAACCACACCCGUAACUAAGACCAUAGUAUCAAAUUCUGCUGUUCUUACAUCAUCGAUGAAAGAAUCGUUCUUGAUAGAUCCGGUCACAGGUCAUCUAACUGUGGUCACACAACCACCAAAGGAGAAUCAAUUUGCAAAUCAACCUGGAAGUACAGUCAAACAGCCAAUAGUUGAAAAGAAAUCUAUACCACCAACAAUUCCAACUGCUCCUGUGGUUGUACAACCUGUUCCUAGCACUAAGGAACCAAUCAAAGUAAUUGAAACGGAAAAAGUGACACCUUUCCCUUCAUCAGUUCCAACAUCUGGAACCAGUCAUAUGCCAUCAAAGGUUGAACCUGUACCACAAAUACCAGCAAAUCCACCUUCGCAGCCAAUGAGUGUUGUUGUUAAGCCGACCAAUACUCAACAGCCUAUUGGAAAUCUACCUUUGACGACACCACAAGCUCCUCCUCAAAUGAAUGUUGUUGUCUCACAAAAUUCAUCACAAUUACAGCAACAGCAUAUUCCAAAACCUCAGGCAAUUGUAGUGCAACAAGUACAACCUCCAUUGCAGCCACAAUUGAGCUCAACACGACCAACAACUUUGAAAGCUCAUGUGCUCAAUAGUCAAAAGCAUCAACAACAGCAACAACAACAGCAGCAACAACAACAGCAGCAGCAACAACAUCAACAGCAGCAACAACAACAGCAUCAUCAACAACAGCAGCAGCAACAACAACAGCAGCAGCAACAACAACAGCAGCAGCAACAACAACAGCAGCAACAUCAGCACCAGCAACAACAACAACACCAUCAUCAACAACAACAUCAUGGACCCCAGCAAUUGGGUCAAAGUGUUGUUAAGAUGGGACACGCCAAUCCAACACAAUCACAAGCCCAUGCUAAUCAACAACCUCAUAUUGUUGUCACCAACGCUAGUCAUGUGAUUCAAUCUGGCAUGGUAUCACGACAUCUUCAACAUGCAGCCGCCUUAGGAGGUUUGCAAUCGCAAAACCCAACAGUCCCACCACCAGUGACGCAUCCUAAUUUAGUAGUGAACAUUCCACCAGCUCAUUCACCGCACGGUGCUGUCCAUUCACCUCGAAUCCAACAAGGUGUUGUAAUAAAACAGGGAGUACCGCCACCACAACAGCAGCAACAACAACAACAUUCUCAAUUACACCCCGCUGCAUUUGGACCCCAACAACAGUCACAGCAACAACAAUUCCAUCCACAACAAAUUGUUCAUGUGGUGUCCUCCAAAGCGCCAACUUCCCACCAGCAAUUGCAACAGCAACAACAUCAUACACAGCAUCCUCAACAUCCACAGCAACAUCAACCUGUAGUGAUGCAUGGCAAACAAUUGCCGCCACAGCAACAACAGCAGCAACAUCCACAAAAUCUACCAUAUGGUCCAUCACAAGCUCAACAGCAAAUGGUCCAAGGUGGAAAGAUCAUCCAGCAACAAUCUGCAAUACAAGCAGUGGGCAAGCAACAACAUUCGGCAACAAUUCAAGUUCCAAUACCUCAUGCACAUUUGCAUUUGCAACAACAACAACAGCAGGCGGCACAACAACAAAAGGCAGCACUAUCGGCUGUUCCUAUUGUGACACAUCAGCAGAUAAUCAAGCAACCAGUGCCACAACAACAGCCGCCUCCACAUCAUAUUGUUCAACAACAACAGCAACAACAACCGCCAUCGCAACAACAUCUCUUAUCAGUGAAACAGCAACAAGCUGUCCAAGCACAGCCUUUAGUUCUAACCAGCCAGGCUGUAGCUGGAGCCAGUGGCAAUACCAACACCAGCACAAACAUAAUAUCAGGCUCCCAACAUAUCAUGGCUCAUGCACAUCCAACGGCGCAUUUGCAUCAACCAACUGGUGCAUCGUUGCUUCAAGCCAAACCAGCACACCAGCAGCAAGUAGUGCCACCAGCGGGCAAAGCUGUUAUUGGUCUACAAGCACCACAAAUAAUGACGGGCGCUGUAGCAAGUCCACCGCUCAAACAAGCCCAUCUUGCUGGUCAGCAACCAGUUGUAACUGGUGCAAGUAGUUUACGUGCGACUGUACCACCAAUAAGUCCCCAAGGACAAUCAAGGCACUUGUUGCAGCCUGGUCUGCCAGUUGCUGCUUUUGAAGCAAACAUGCAUGAAAUUGGAAACUAUAGUUCAACUCGUUCGCAAAGUCCACCGCCUGCUCAUCAGCAGGCAACACCUAUUACAGCGGGCGAAGGACCAUAUCCUGCUGGUGCAAUUCGAGGUGUUACUCGUGAUCACAUCAUUAUGUACCAGCAAUAUUUGCGAGCUCAAGAUGCCCUUGGAACUGCCAGAAUACCAUAUAUUGCAAGAUCACCUUUAUUGCCUGGUGCCACUGAUCAAAAAGAUGUUGUUGAACUUGAUGAAUCAAUGGUGGCUAGUCCACCACUUGAAUUGCGUAGGCCAGGAAGUGUACCAAGAACAGUUGCUGUGCCACAUAGCUUACAGAGUCCACAGGAUAGAGCAACAGAUUCACCACAAGUUGCUCAAGUUUACGUACACAACACUCGUAUUCCACAUCCUCACUUUCCUGAAGUUCCAGGACGCUUUUACGAAUCUGUUCGUCAAUUGCCAGCCGAACCACCACCAGCUCAUCGACCAUCGCACAGUGUUGUUGCACCUGCUCCAUCUGGUUAUGUUGCACAAGCUGCAGGACCAGCAAAUCAUUCCCAUUUGCAUCCAAAGAUAUUCGAUCGUGAACGCGAACGAGAACGUGAACGUGAUCGAGAACAAAGAGAACGUGAACAACGUGAACGUGAACUUCGAGAUCAACGCGAUCAUCGUGAUUUGAGAGAGAAAGAACGAAUAUCUAUUCCAGGAGGACACACAAGUAUGCCAAGUCAUGAUAGUUUGGUUCCAGCAUUGCCAACACCUAGUGGCCGAAAUCUACAAGUUGCUACACCACCACAUGCCAGUCAGGUACCACCACCUCAACCAGACUCGCUAUUGACACUCCUGCAAAGAUAUCCAGUCAUGUGGCAAGGUCUGUUGGCUCUCAAGACCGAUCAAGCUGCUGUCCAGAUGCAUUUCGUUUUUGGUAAUCCAUUAGUAGCGAGAGCAUCAUUGCCAUGCAAUAGUGAUGGUAGUACACCACCAUUACGUAUUGCACAGCGUAUGCGAUUGGAACAGACUCAAUUGGAAGGAGUUGCUAAGAAAAUGCAGUAUGAAAAUGAACAUUGUAUGUUGCUGGCUCUUCCAUGUGGUCGUGAUCAUGCGGAUGUCCUUCAACAAUCACGCAACCUACAAACCGGAUUUAUCACCUAUCUACAACAAAAGAUGGCAGCUGGAAUUGUCAACAUACCCAUGCCAGGUAGUGAACAAGCUGCCUAUGUAGUUCACAUAUUCCCAUCAUGUGACUUUGCCAAUGAAAAUCUAGAACGAGCCGCACCAGAUCUUAAAAAUCGAGUUGCCGAAAUUGCUCAUCUACUUAUUGUAAUUGCAACUGUGUAAAACAAUUAUAUUGUAGCCGCACAAAACUCAGCCAGGUAAUCAAUUAAAACAAAAUUAUAACUAGAAAAGAAAAAAACUAGUGAAAGACUAGCUAAAAUUUCUGAAACCCAACUAUGAACUAUAAUUAUGACUGUAAAACAGUCAAAUAAUCACGACCCAAUCAAUUUUACGCGUACAUUUACCAAUAACAACAACAACAACAAAUAAUUAAACAAAAUGAUGCACAUCAACACCAAAAAAAAAUAAAUAAAA